Oryza sativa Japonica Group (Japanese rice) is the source of this 3071-nucleotide messenger RNA. The record is from RefSeq and is a predicted model, not a curated record. NCBI's taxonomy places the organism in Eukaryota, Viridiplantae, Streptophyta, Magnoliopsida, Poales, Poaceae.
GGAGGGCCUGUAGCUUUGCUCUGGAUGUAUGUAUUUGAAAGGGAGUUACAUGAGGCUCGCAAGAAGGUUCGAAACAAAGCACGUGUCGAAGGUUCAAUUGUAGAGGGGUAUAGAGUACAGGAGGUCUCUAAUUUUAUUUCUAUGUACUUUGCUGAUCAUGUGCGAACAAAGCACACUCGCGUCCCUAGACAUGAUGAUGGUGGUUUCAGAGCACCUACUGACUGGCUGUCUAUAUUCUCUAUCCCAUAUCGCACUCUUGGAAAGAGCACAUCAUGUAACUUAUCAAGAGAAGAAUGGCAGGCUGCUAGGGUAUAUGCAUUACUCAAUUGUGCAGAAGUUGACAAAUAUGUCUUGAAAUUUGAUAGGGGGAUGAAACAACAAAACAGGAACAUCACUACAACUCAAUUACAAGAGAUGCAUGAGAAAGAUUUUCCAACCUGGGUUCGUGAGUUGGCUGGAAAAGAUGAAACAGUUGAAGAACAAGUAAGGGCUCUUUCCAUUGGGCCCCGAUACAUGGUUAAGUGUUAUAAGGGAUGUGAUGUUCAGGGGUUUCGUUUUCGUACACAACCAUAUGAACAAAAGAAAUCAUCGAGGACAAUGACAAAUAGUGGAGUUUGUGUGUCAGCAAAUUGGUUUGAUAACCAAGGGCCUGACUACUAUGGCACUAUUCAGGAGAUAAUAGAGUUGGAAUAUGUCAGUGAUAGUGAUCUAAAGGUGGCUCUAUUUAAGUGUGUCUGGUUUGAUCCUAAGAAAGGAGUGAAGUAUGACAAAGCACUAGGCCUAGUUGAAGUUAACCAUACAUCAAGAUUGGAACAAUAUGAGCCUUUUGUGCUUGCAUCCCAAGUGGAACCAAGUAUAUUAUACACCAUAUCCAUCGCCACCACGUGAAAGAAAAGAUUGGUGGGUUGCAUUCAAGACAAAUCCAAUUGGUACUUUACCCGUUCCUGCAGUGGACGAUGAAGUUGAUGAUUCGCUUCCUCCUGUAGUUUCUGAAUAUUAUCAAGAGGGAGAGCAGCUUGGAGCUGACAUUUCACAGGAGCUUGGUGAUGAAAGCUUGCUUCAUGAAUCAAAUAUUGUUGAGCAAGUUGAUCCAGAAGAUAUGGAUUUUUUAAAUAGACCAAAUAGCCAUGAGAACAUAGAGAGUUAUGUUGCCAUGGACAGUGAUUGCAGCAGUGAAGAUGAAGGGCCAAUAGAAUCAGAUAAUGACUCAGACAAUGAUAGUGAUUCUAGUGACUAAACAAUUGAUAUAUAUAUGUGUGUGUGUGUGUGUGUGUGAUAUUAUUAUUUCAUUUUCUCAUGAGCAGUGGCAUUAUUACAAAUUUACUAUGUUAUCUAUUCUUCAAUGACUACAUUUGCUUGCAAAAUAACCCUUGUUUUUACUAGUUAAGUACUAUGUCAAGACGCCAUCGACAUUAUCCGGAUCCUGAAGUUGAAGACCAUUUUGAGGAUUCAACACAAGAUGAACCUUCAAAUUCUUUGGUUACUUCAACAAAAGAAAGUAAGGGUGGUCGUGGUCCAAAUGUUUUGAUGGCACCAGUUCCAGAGAAAGAUAGGGCAGUGAUAACUCCACUCAAUAAAGAUGCUUGGAUUACGAAUCCUAUGAAGAAGAAUGUUUCAUCUACCAUCACAUGUCUUAUAAAAGCUCACUACCCUGGCACAUAUAGACCUUUGGAUAAACAUGGCAAACAGGUGCCUGAGGAUGAAGCAGUUGUCAUUGCUCAUUAUCACAACUUUUCUGCUCAUACAAGGAUAACUAUUCUGAAGGAAUUUUUGGUGAGUUACAGUGUUAGCAUUCACAUAGAAUAUUUAGGUUCUUUUAAUGGAUUGACGUCCUACCUUAUCCUUUUACAGCUGUGUUUUAAGUUUGCUGAUGGUAGAGAAGAGGAUUGUGCUAGAUUAUUUUAUCGCAAAGCUGUUGAACGUUUUAGCCAAGCUUUGUCACAUGAGAAAUCUGAAGCAAAACGUUCUUUGGAGAAGCAUAUCGAAAAUAUGCGUGCGACUGAGUUACAACAGGAUGGAGAUGCCCCUUCUCAUGAUGAUUUUGAUGUUGAUGAACCUCAACUUUGGAAGGCAUUCCCUCCUUAUUGGAUUGAGCAAAAGUGGUGGGAUAUGUUGUGUGACUUGUGGUCUGAUGAAAAUGUAAAGAAGGUGUCAGCUCAAAACAGCAAAAAUCGGAUGGAAGGAGGUGGUGUUCAUCAUACUUGUGGUUCACGAAGUGUUGCUAUGCAUAAACAAGCCAUGAUAAUUGAGAAUGCAGGGACGGAUGUUGAUGAUAUUGAUGUCUUUGAACGCACACAUCGACAUGCAAAGGGCAAGGGACAGUAUGCCAACAAGAAAGCUGAAUAGUUAGCGGUGGUGUAUAAUGAUCGUGUCAAGGAAGGAGAAAACAAUCAAGUCAACAAACAACAUGUUUGGGUGCAGCUCACUAAAGGUAGAAAACGUGGAAGGUAUUAUGGUCUUUCAGGAAUUAUAGAUAGAAACCAUGUUGGUAAUUCAGCAAGUGCACCAUCUGGUAGCAUGGAGACACAGCCACUAUACACACAGCAGCAAGUGCAAGACAUUGUUCAGCAGGCAGUCACUAAUGCUGUGAACAAUGCUCAUCAAGAACUAGCAUCAAGGAUAGAAAGGCUAGAGCAGACAGUGGAUAAGGAUAAGGCAGAAACUCAUUCCCAUGAUGCAAAUGGACCAUCUUCUUCUGUUGUCCCUGAGUUCCUUCAUGCACUUCUCAUGAAUGGGAUGAACACUACUGAAGAAGCGCCACAAGCUGGUCAUUGUGGAAGAACUUGUGAGAAUGAUGACCUCUGGCGUUUCUAGGAUGUGCUAAUGUCGAAUUGCAAGCAUUUAGAGAUUAGGAAUCUAGGAUCAUGUUAUCAGACCUAUUAUAGUUGCUAGAUUAAUCAGUUUGAUCAACUUACCUUCUGAGACUAUUUUAUUUAUGUGUUAUUGUCUACAGACCUGUCUUAGAUUAAAUGCAAAUAUAUUGUCUACUGUUUAUAUUGAUCAUUAAAAAUCCUUUGACGCUUUUCUGUCAGAGCAAAUAUAAUUGUUGCAUCAUGUGAUGCAGUAUCCAA